UUCAAGGGCGAAGAUGGGCAGGCAAACACUGGCGGUGGUGGCGGCGGCACGGAUCCUGAGUCUUCCUUGGCUGGCAACGGAGGGUCUGGCAUCGUGAUCAUCAAGUACCUGAGUUCCAUCCCGUUGCUCCAAGGUGGCACAGUCACCACGAGCAAUGGCUACCAAAUUCAUACUUUCACAGCAACUGGAUCGCAUACCGUAGCAGUCGAGGCGGCAUGCGGUGCGUGGCGCUACUACAGGUACUAUGUCCCAGUCGCGAGUGCAAACCCGCAUCAUCUGUGCAUCAAUGAGAUGCAGUACUUGUACGGUGGUAGCGUGCUCUCAACACCUGCAACUCACUGCGGCAGUGCACCGUGCGCUUUUGCUACUUCCGGAUUCUACUCGGAUUGGAGCCCCGAGAAAGCUUUCGAUCAAAGCAAUUAUGCAAUGUAUGGCAGUGGAUAUUGCAAUGAAGCCGGUGAUGGUUAUCCCCGAGGGGCUGGGUGGUUGGCGUACGACUUCGGAGUGCCGACACAAGUCGAUCGGGUCAAGAUUUGGUUUUGGAGAGGUGAUCACAGCGCGAGUGGGACGGCCUACAUGGAAGGCUCAAACGAUGCGGUCACAUGGACAACUUUGAAAACGAUUACAGACACUGAUUAUGCGACACUCGAUACGACCGUCGAUUGUGUUGCAUCGCCAAGUUCGGCGCCGACGCUGCUGAUGAAGCUGAGGGCGGGCUCCAAUACCUUCCAGUAUGACGCCAGCUAUUGGACCGACACUUCUGUGUUGAACGAAGCUGGCGGCGCUUAGGUCAGCGACUCUGACGACGAGGACGUCAAGAUGUCGGCAUUCAACACAGACCCGAUCUCCUCCCUGACGUUGUGCUACAAGACGCUGGACAACUGCUACACGUACGAGCUGGGCGCGACGUACACCAGCGCAAGCGCUCUCUUCAGCUCGGGAUUCAUCCGCAGCGAAAAUCUGGGUUAUGGCGCUGGAGCCGCCGACGCAGCGAAGCAGGCCUGGACAGAUCUGUUUUUGCCGCCGGGGACCCCGACCUGGUACGACGACUAUUGGAACGGGAACGGAGGCGGCAAUUGCAAUAUGCAGCGGCCAGGGAUCAACACCCAGUGCAAUGACAACAACUGGGCCCGCAUCGGGUACUGCGUGAACCUCCCUGACCAGAGCUGCCAGCCAUAUGAUACCAGCGACGCCGACUCUCCUAUUGGGAUCGGGCUGAAGACGCAGAAUUGGCCCAACAAUGUCAAUGCCCCUUUCGGGGAAUACUUCAUACACGGCGCUGGGUCGUCUGGCGUGCAGCUCUUCCAACACCAAGCAUGGCUUUUCGCAGGAUCGGCUACCACCGCGGCUUCCCCAACGCCCUCUCCGACGCCCUUCCCGACGGCCUUCCCGACGCCCUACCCGACGCCCUUCCCGACGCCCUUCCCGACGCCCUACCCGACGGUUUUCCCAACGCCUUACCCAACGCCGAGCCCGACGCCCAGCCCAACGUAUCCUGUCGGUUGGCCGACGCCGCAUCCGACGUUUCCUCCAGGGGCUGCCAUGGCGGGCGGAGCCGGCGGAGCGGCUGCCACUGGCGACCCCCACCUGCAGAACGUUCACGGUGAGCGGUUCGAUUUAAUGCAGCCAGGCAAGCACGUGUUGAUUAACAUCCCUCGAGGAGUGCGCCCUGACGAGGCAUUGCUUCGAGUGCAGGCUGAUGCGCUCCGAAUGGGUAGCUCUUGCGCGGACAUGUACUUCGUCGGUGUCAAUGUUACGGGGUCUUUCGCAGAGGCAAGGCGAGCUGGAGGGUAUCGUUACGCCGUGUCGACACGUGCAGUCGAGACUCCAGAAUGGGUUGCUUUUGGGAAGGUUGAGCUGAAGGUUGUUCAAGGACACACGCAAAGUUGCAUCAGCUACUUGAACGUUUACGUGAAACAUUUGGGACGGGCAGGUUUUGCAGUCGGAGGCCUGCUGGGAGAGGACGACCACAACGACGUUAUGAUUCCUCCACCAGGUUGUACCCAUCAUGUGGGUCUUGUGGACGCUGAUCUGGGAGUGAGCGGCAAGGGUCCUUCCGUGUCUUCGGUUGCAGUGGCAUAUUUUUGAUGAUAUCCAGUUGCUUGCGGCAAAUCCGCCAGCGUGCCAGCGAAGCAUUCUGUGUGGCAGCCCUGAUCUCAUUGUUAGGACGGCCGUCACACGUGACACCUCU
Molecule: messenger RNA, 2191 nt
Organism: Prorocentrum cordatum
Lineage: Eukaryota; Dinophyceae; Prorocentrales; Prorocentraceae
Source: the annotation of a GenBank genome assembly